CCGUACGGGCGCGAACCACGGGACGCACCGCUGCUUUCUAUGCGUGUAUACAAGAGAUCAUAUUCAAAGUUGCAUUGAUUUUGCAUUAACAAGCCACCUCUGGUAUCCUCCUUGGAGAAGACCAACGACGUCUCUAAGACUGUGCCGUUACGAGAAUAAGCGCUUAAAAAAGAAAAAAAAUGUAUCUUGUGGCUGACGUGCUUUCAAGACGAAUUAGACGUCUCACUUCGUUAGCGAGUCACUCAAUUCUUAGCUGGAGGAGCGAGCGCUGCAAACUAUAAUAGUUACGAGCGGCUGGACUUCCAGCGUGGGUGUGCUGUCCCAGCCUCGCCUGCUGAAACUACAACUCCCAGCAUGCCUCCUGCCUCUUGUCUACUGCGCGUGCGUCCUGCCCGCCGACCCGCGAGUACCAGCACUACCCGCGCGUGCGUGGUCGCCCCCGGCGCCGGCAUAGCCCGCUCCCCGCCCUCGGCCCGAGCCAUGGACGCGGAGGUGGACGCGGGCUCCGUGGUUUCGGGACUGUCGGGCGGGGACGGUGCCGGCGCGGGCCCCACCGAUGAGGACCAGGAGAUGGAAGGAGCCCCCAGCUGCUCGGGGUCGCGUUCCCUGCCCUUCGAGUUCGAGCGGAGCCGCUCGGAAUCCAGCGGCGAUGAGGAUGAUGAGGACGACGAGGAGGAGGAGAUGGAGGAAGAGGAGCUCGAGGGGGACUCCGGGGUUCGCUUUGGAACAGACGACGGCGAGCUCGACUCGGACGACGACCGGGAGCGUAUGAUAAACCUCGCAGAGUUGACCCCUUACAUCCUGUGUUCCAUCUGCAAAGGUUACUUUAUUGAUGCUACAACUAUUACAGAGUGUCUGCACACCUUUUGUAAAAGCUGCAUAGUGAGACACUUCUACUAUAGCAACAGAUGUCCAAAAUGCAAUAUAGUUGUACAUCAGACACAGCCCCUUUAUAAUAUCAGACUGGACAGACAACUACAGGACAUAGUCUAUAAAUUAGUUGUCAAUUUGGAGGAAAGAGAAAAAAAACAAAUGCAUGACUUCUAUAAAGAAAGAGGAUUAGAAGUGCCCAAACCAGCUGUCCCACAGCCCGUUCCAGCGAGCAGAGGAAGACCUCGAAAAGUUCUGGGCUCCGUGUUCCGGAUCCCACCAGAACUUGACAUCUCAAUACUGCUCGAAUUCAUUGGAGCUAACGAAGGCACAGGGAAUUUUAAGCCUUUGGAAAAGAAGUUUGUGCGUGUUUCAGGGGAGGCAACGAUUGGACACGUGGAGAAAUUCCUCAGAAGGAAAAUGGAUCUGGACCCUGCUUGUCAGGUAGACAUAAUAUGUGGUGAUCACCUGCUAGAACACUACCAGACACUGAGGGAGAUCCGACAAGUCAUAGGAGAGAGUGCUGUACAGGAUGGCUUACUUGUGCUGCACUAUGGGCUGGUGGUAUCUCCGCUCACCAUACCUUAGAUUGCUACAAUAUCAGGAGGUGAACGAAUCUGAAGUCAUCAAGCUCCUUCACUGCUGUUUCUCACCAAAGAAGACCACCAUACUUUCUGUGACAGGAAGAAAGUAAAAGAAACUACCACUAAUUGCUGUACGCUUGUAAUUCAACAUCUGACUUUACCGCUGUUUUUUUUUAAAAAGAAGUGUUCUGUACGUACAGCUAUGGAUGUUGCUGUGCUUUGUGUUGCAAAUAACUGUCUUCAAAUUUCACUCAGCUCAGGGACUUUAAAUGCUCGGAGUUGCUGCAUUUCUUUAAGUACUUCCUAAAACCACAAGAUCUCACAGGGUAAACAGCCUUUUUCCCUAAGCUAUGGGAUUUUGCUUACUUUCUAAGUGUCUAGCUAGAACAGUGUUCUCAGGGAUGAUCUUCAGUGGGCAGUACAGUGUAUUCUGGGAUGGAACCAGUCAUUUGGCGCAAAAAAGCGUACGGUGAUCAUCUGUCUUCAGGUGUGAUUUGGGAGAGGAAGGCAACUCUCCUAAUGGAGACCAAAAUAGGUAGGAAAUGAUGUAUCACAAACUUUAUUCAGUUGUUUUUCUUGAAGAAAAGCAAUUUUGUCUGCACUUGAAAAAUAUUUGCUGGUAGUUUGACUUACACCAAAUUGUGGAUUGCACAUCUCUAGUCUGAACGGAGAUGAGCUGGCUGUAAGCCGGUUAAACUAUGCAUGGAGGAAAAAAAAAAAGUAGCACCUCUUUCUACCUGCUUGCUGUAUUUAAAAUAGUCAGCCUAAUUCUGCUGUCAUGUAAAAUCUGUCAAAUGACUUGUCUAGCAGGAGCACAGGUUCCUUCAUUUCUAGCGCGCAUCUUUCUAGCAGCGGUGAAAAAUGGUAGCUUUUUCCACUCUUUCCAGUAUGUGCUAGUGAACUGUAGUGGAGAGCAGGUUUGAGGGGUUAAAUAGCAUAGUAUGUGCCUGUUACUACCGCAUUCAGAGUUGAAUUCCUGUUUUUAUUCAUUUGUUUUAACAUAUUAAAUUACUAGGUUUUGUGACAACUGUAGUAUUUCAAUUCUCUUCUGUUGAAGUUUUUCAUUGUCUCUUGUGCAGUAUUAAGAACCAGAGCUUUCUGUGCUGUGCUCUUGCUGCACGUUCCAUCUUAUACAUGGGGAUCCAUGAAAGCUACUGUUGAAAACCAGGGUCCCUCUAUAGUCAGUGUAGUGAAGGGAAGAAGAUUCCUUUGUGAGGCAUUUCAGAGCACUUAAGUUAGCUCAAAUGUGUUUGCUUCCUAUUCUAUUUGCUGCUGUGCUGUCAGCAUAGGAAUACUGGCAUCUUUUGUCUAAAGAAAACUUUCAUGAAUCCUUCCUCAGGUCUUUAAAAUAAAUGUUCCGUUUUGCCUGUGAAGGUAACACCACAAAAAAGAAGUCUCAUUUGAAGUCAUUCUUGUGAUGCUUCUAAAAAAAAAAAAAACCUAACAAAAACAUGCCUAACUACAAUUGCCUAUUUUCCCUUCAAACUUUGUACAAAAGUAGUGUUUAAAAUACAUCAGAAGAUUGAAUUAUUUUGUAAAGACUUUGUGAGUUGUGUUGAUAAGAGAUUAUAUAUUGUAAUGGUAAAAUAAAAUUUAUUUUAGCCAAUUUUAAAUUGAA
Messenger RNA from Numida meleagris (helmeted guineafowl), 3072 nucleotides. RefSeq names its product polycomb group ring finger 6 (gene PCGF6). The coding region runs from base 355 to 1458 and encodes 367 amino acids. Gene Ontology annotation, cellular component: PRC1 complex. Gene Ontology annotation, biological process: regulation of transcription by RNA polymerase II. The record is from RefSeq and is a predicted model, not a curated record. NCBI's taxonomy places the organism in Eukaryota, Metazoa, Chordata, Aves, Galliformes, Numididae. The transcript is spliced from 11 exons.